This is a messenger RNA of Quercus robur (English oak), 1301 nucleotides long. RefSeq lists its product as uncharacterized. Gene Ontology annotation, molecular function: S-adenosylmethionine-dependent methyltransferase activity. The record is from RefSeq and is a predicted model, not a curated record. The coding region runs from base 162 to 1061 and encodes 299 amino acids. The transcript is spliced from 6 exons. Lineage: Eukaryota; Viridiplantae; Streptophyta; Magnoliopsida; Fagales; Fagaceae.
UUCUCUCUCUCUCUCUUUUUAUUUUUUUCUUCUCUGGAAAAGAGAUUAGAAAGAAAGGGAGAAAGAAAAGUUUUUAUUUUAUUUUUGGUGAUAAUCCCAAAAGAAAGGAAAGAAAAUUCAGAGUUCCUCUCUGCUGUGAAGUGAGAGAGAGCAAAGAAAGAAUGACUGUACCUUUAUCUUCAAGGCUGUGUUUGCCUCUGACCACUACUACUACUACUUGUCUCUCUUCUUCUUCUUCUUCUUCUUGUUCUUCAUCAGACUUUCCUUCCAAAUCCCUGAAAACCCUUCACACUGCAAGCCCCAAUUUCAGUCUCCACUCUCCCUCUUCCCCUUCAUCUUCUUCAUUCCCUCAUUCUCAACACACAUGUACUCGAAAACACAAACGAUCUCUCUCCACACCAACGUGGCUUUGUGGACAUAUGAGAAGAGAUCAAGACAUGGAUAAUUGGAACUAUGAAGAGGAGAAGGUGUUUAGCAAGUUUGGUUCAGAUGAAGAGACUGGCAAUCAAAUUCCAACUCAAGCCCAAACUAUUGUAGAAGGAUCAGGGGCAGUUCUGAUGUCAGAGUUUAAACCUGUUCCAGAUGUAGAUUAUCUACAGGAGCUAUUGGCCAUUCAACAACAAGGGCCAAGAUCUAUUGGUUUUUUUGGGACAAGGAAUAUGGGUUUCAUGCAUCAAGAACUUAUUGAGAUUCUUAGCUAUGCGAUGGUUAUAACUAAAAAUCACAUUUAUACAUCAGGAGCAUCUGGAACUAAUGCAGCUGUCAUCAGAGGUGCUUUAAGAGCUGAGAGGCCAGAGCUGCUUACAGUGAUUUUGCCUCAAAGUUUGAAAAAGCAACCUCCUGAGAGCCAGGAGUUAUUAUCAAAAGUGAAGAAUGUGAUAGAGAAGCCUCACAAUGAUCAUCUACCCCUAUUAGAAGCCAGCAGGUUGUGCAACAUGGAUAUCAUUUCACAUGUACAACAAGUCAUUUGCUUUGCAUUCCAUGACAGUAAGUUGCUUAUGGAAACCUGUCUAGAGGCCAAAAAUAUGCGCAAGAUUGUGACCCUCUUCUACUUGGACUAGAGCAGAUUGCUCACUUCUGUCCAUACAUUGCAGAAAUAUUCUUAUUUUUGUUUGUAAAUUAGGGGUUUAAAUGAGACAUUAUUUUUCUUUGUAGAUUGUAACAGUGAGAAAGGGGGCCAAUUUUCUCCAUUAUUUCUUAUUGUUAAUAGGAAAGAAACUAUUACAGAUGUACCAAUUCAAAUGACUGCUCAUGCAUGUUGCAUGCUUGCAAUAUAUCUGAUUCGUUUAGAUUCGGUGAAA